This is a messenger RNA of Peromyscus californicus insignis, 3044 nucleotides long. RefSeq names its product tropomyosin 1 (gene Tpm1). Gene Ontology annotation, cellular component: actin filament. The coding region runs from base 195 to 1040 and encodes 281 amino acids. NCBI's taxonomy places the organism in Eukaryota, Metazoa, Chordata, Mammalia, Rodentia, Cricetidae. Gene Ontology annotation, biological process: cardiac muscle contraction; actin filament organization. Gene Ontology annotation, molecular function: actin filament binding. The transcript is spliced from 9 exons. The record is from RefSeq and is a predicted model, not a curated record.
GACUGGGAAAGGGGGCAGGAGGAACAAGCUUUUCCAAAAAAGUAUUGGCUGUCCUGAGGAAUGCGGUCGCCCCCCUGGGAAAGUACAUAUCAGAGAGCAGCAGGCAGCUCCGCGCUCGCACUCCGUCUCGGCCACCCCACAGCGCUCGUGUCUUCGCUCCUUACGCUGCCUAAGGGCCCCUCGCCACCGCCACCAUGGACGCCAUCAAGAAGAAGAUGCAGAUGCUGAAGCUCGACAAAGAGAACGCCUUGGAUCGAGCUGAGCAGGCGGAGGCUGACAAGAAGGCGGCGGAAGACCGGAGCAAGCAGCUCGAGGAGGACAUCGCAGCGAAAGAGAAGCUGCUGCGGGCGUCGGAGGACGAGCGGGACCGGGUGCUGGAGGAGCUGCACAAGGCAGAGGACAGCCUCCUGGCUGCCGACGAGACCGCCGCCAAGGCUGAAGCUGAUGUAGCUUCUCUGAACAGACGCAUCCAGCUGGUAGAGGAGGAGUUGGAUCGAGCUCAGGAGCGUCUGGCCACAGCCCUGCAGAAGCUGGAGGAGGCUGAGAAGGCCGCAGACGAGAGUGAGAGAGGCAUGAAAGUCAUUGAAAGCCGAGCCCAAAAGGAUGAAGAGAAGAUGGAAAUUCAGGAGAUCCAGCUGAAAGAGGCCAAGCACAUUGCUGAAGAUGCUGACCGCAAGUAUGAAGAGGUGGCCCGUAAGCUGGUCAUCAUUGAAAGUGACCUGGAACGUGCAGAGGAGCGGGCUGAGCUCUCGGAAGGCCAAGUUCGACAGCUGGAGGAACAAUUAAGAAUAAUGGAUCAGACCUUGAAAGCAUUAAUGGCUGCCGAGGAUAAGUACUCGCAGAAGGAGGACAAAUAUGAGGAGGAGAUCAAGGUUCUUUCUGACAAGCUGAAGGAGGCUGAGACCCGGGCUGAGUUUGCAGAGAGAUCAGUCACUAAAUUGGAGAAAAGCAUCGAUGACUUAGAAGAUCAACUCUACCAUCAACUCGAGCAAAACCGCCGCCUAACUAACGAACUAAAGCUGGCCCUGAAUGAGGAUUAAAAACUUGGGCCGAGUUCUAGGAAUGGAGCCCAUGUUCAGGAAAUCGAUGACUCAUGGGGUUGAAAACGUCACUCCCUGCAGAAAUGGGAAGGGAAGGAAGGCAUUGGUUGGAAGGCCCGCCUUGCCUCAUUUUCCUCUGUAUGUCUCAGUUAGAUUCUCAUUAACCCCAAAAGUUUUUAUGAUAUAUUAUGUAUAUGUGAAAAUAUUUAUACCAGUUCAGCCCUUCCUGCAUCAACAGGUCCACUUUGAACUGACUGAUAAUGAGGACCCUUCCCCUACCCCCACCAAAAAAAAAAAAAAAAAAAAAAAAACACCCCUUUUUUUCUAUUUCCUCUAAAUAGCUGAGUCCUGCUUUAAAUAUCGAUUACAAAUUUAUAUUCCUAACAUCUUCAUAACAUAUCUGUGAGUCCUGCUUUAAAUAUCUAUUACAAAUUUGUAUUCCUAACAUCUUCAUGACGUGUCUGUGAGUCCUGCUUUAAAUAUCUAUUACAAAGUUGUAUUCCUAACAUCUUCAUGACAUGUCUAGUGUUUGAAAUGCGAUUCAGUGUACCUAUGCUUGGGCAAAAUAGCUUUUGGAAACAGGAGUUCCUAUCAGAAGCCCCUGGUCGAAAGGUAGGCUUUGUUCAGAUUAACGGUGUUUGAAUCUGAUGGGUGAUAUGCUAAUAUGUAGGAUACUAUAAAAAUACUAAGGGAAUGUCCUAAUGAAGUGUGCAUGAGAUGUGUUAAUAACCGUUUGUGAGCAGUAGAAAUAAACCAUUUAAAAAGCGGUCAGAAACCUAUUUUAUGUCAUCUUUGUUUCUGUGAGGUCGUACAGCUACCAGAUCUUUAACUGCCUGUAACUCAGAAUCCUGUGCUGGUAUUAACUUGAGUUUGUGUAACAAUGCUGUACCUGUAUUUGGUUUUUACCCCUCCCUUGUUCCCACAGCACGCAGUGGGUGAGCCUUCACCAAACACACCCUGCACUUGAAGUCAGGGUGGGUCGAUGGUGGAGGUGCACCCAGGGCCUUGUCUGGAGAUGAGUGACGUCUUAAGCAUGGGGAGGGCUGCUUCUCUUCUGUGUGUGAUUGAUGUUUGCUUCCUAAAUGUACAAACCACUGCCGAGUCUGACAUGCAGCUAUUCAUGACUUAAUUUUCUAAUCCCAUCACAGAGAAAGUGGCCCAUGCCAAAGAAGAAAACCUUAGUAUGCACCAGAUGCUGGACCAGACCUUACUGGAGCUAAACAACAUGUGAAAACCUCCUUGGCCUCCGCGGCCACAUUCUUUCAUUUCCCUAUCAUUGUUUUAGUUUGUUUUUAAACACCUGCUUACCAGGAAACUCCUUCGAUGCAUUUUUAUAUACUUUUAACCACUGUCACUGAAACAUCUGCAGAGAACCAGCUAGGGCAGGGGGUGGGGAAAGACACACAGAAGGGCAAACCCACGUUGGGUCUCUGAUCAUUUAAACGUGCCAUUUCCCAGGUUGACAUUGCCACACUUCAUAGCGUUUCAGCAUGCGGUUUGCUUAGCCAGGUAGGAAGCCUCACAAGAGUAGAAAGCUUUCUAGCCAGAAUGCCAAGGUGGAGCCACUGAGAAGAUUGAUGUUGGAGACGAUCAGGUGUGGAUCGGUGCUACUUUAAACAAAAGGACCCCUGCGGGUCUUUUGUUCAAUAUUACGCAAUUUAGAUUUCUGUCCAACACUAAUUUAUUUUGUUUUGAGUUUGACUGCAAGAUAAGACUGUGGGUUUCUUAGGCCUGUGUUCAUUAAAGCCAAGGGUCUGAAAGGCACACUGGUCUUUUAAGAGUCCCAUUCCUUCCCAGCUGGACACACUUGCAGGCCCUUCCAGCUCAGCAGGGAGAGCAUUCAAUGAGGAUUGCCCCUCUUUUCAGCUUUCCAUGUCAGGGUAAAAGAUCUAGGCACUACAUACAUAAUUGGUAAAGAAAUGGCAUUUUCUUAAGAGUUAUAACUAUAUGUAAACAUUGUAUAAUGAUAUGGAAUAAAAUGCACAUUGUAGGACAUUUUCUAAA